AUUAAAAUGACAAUUUUUGUUGAGAGAGUAAAAAGAGUGAUAAUGAAGGCCCUCACAUGAAAUCGCUCUUGCUCAAGCACAACCGCAAUAUAUCUGCAGCUGCUGGUUCUACAGUCAAAAUCGUGUCUAUACUCAUUUCUCCGAUGGAUUGGCAAGGACAGAAGCUAGCAGAGCACCUGAUGCAGCUGUUGUUGGUAUGUUUUGCAGUGGUGGCAUUUAUCACAGGCUAUGUGCUGGGGUCGUUUCAGACGAUGAUGCUGAUCUAUGCAGCCGGUGUGGUGUUGACAUCUCUGCUUGUCGUUCCCAAUUGGCCGUUCUUCAAUCGUCACUCCCUCAAUUGGCUAGACCCAAGUGAGGCUGACAAGCACCCGAAGCCACAUCCUGCUAUUUCUGGCCCCAAGAAGAAGACAGCAAAGAAGUAGGUGCUCAAUCAAUUUGUUCCAUGGUGAAGGAUGUUACUCAUUUUUCGCGCACUAUUGCUUCGAAAGAAUAUUUUUCGUUGUUGUAGAAAUCAUACAAUUAUAAACCAUAUAUGCCAAGGACAUGUCUAGGUUCAAGAGUUAGAAUAUACAAUCUCAAUUGAACAUUUUGGUGGUGUGAGAGUGUUAAAAGGCUAACAUAGUUAUGCUGAACACAUUCUUGCUAUAUUGUUUCUUAGAUACCUUUUUAAAUUCAAAUCAUCAUCAUAUUCAUAUUCUCCGACCAAUUCAUCA
Salvia splendens (bonfire salvia) is the source of this 713-nucleotide messenger RNA. RefSeq names its product probable signal peptidase complex subunit 1. The transcript is spliced from 2 exons. Gene Ontology annotation, cellular component: membrane; signal peptidase complex. The coding region runs from base 57 to 422 and encodes 121 amino acids. Gene Ontology annotation, biological process: protein targeting to ER. NCBI's taxonomy places the organism in Eukaryota, Viridiplantae, Streptophyta, Magnoliopsida, Lamiales, Lamiaceae. The record is from RefSeq and is a predicted model, not a curated record.